This is a messenger RNA of Pseudogymnoascus verrucosus, 1630 nucleotides long. RefSeq lists its product as uncharacterized. Lineage: Eukaryota; Fungi; Ascomycota; Leotiomycetes; Thelebolales; Thelebolaceae. The transcript has 3 exons. Gene Ontology annotation, molecular function: succinate-semialdehyde dehydrogenase (NAD+) activity. The coding region runs from base 106 to 1584 and encodes 492 amino acids. The record is from RefSeq and is a predicted model, not a curated record.
AUUAAUAAAUUUCAUUUGCUCUUGUAAAUUGUCCAUCAUUCUAUCUCUCAAAGUUCCUAAACUCCUGCUUGUUAAUUAAAGCUAUAUCUCUAGCUAAAGCACACCAUGGAGUCUAACAAUUACAAUCUCCGCGACCCGUCGCUCUUCAAUUCCCAAGGUCUCAUCGGCGGAAGCUGGAAGUUCGCCCCCUUAGGCAAGACAUUCCCCGUAAUCGAACCCUCAACAGGAGAUGUCCUUCGUGAAUGUGCGGACUUUACCAAGCAAGACUUUAUUGAUGCCAUUGAGUCAGCUCACGACGGCUAUCAAGAGUUUUAUUCCAAAACUACUGCCAAAGAGCGAGGAGUAAUUCUACGUAAAUGGAACGAUUUAAUCCUUGCAAACUUGGAAGAUUUGGCAACCAUUCUAUCCCUAGAAAAUGGCAAGACCAUAGCUGAGGCUCGCGGCGAAAUCACUUAUGCCACCUCGUUCAUCGCCUGGUUCGCUGAGGAAGCCACUCGCAACUACGGCGACACAAUACCCUCUUCCUAUCAUGACACAACCGUCCUAACAUUUAAAGAGCCCGUAGGUGUAUGUGGCAUUAUCACCCCAUGGAACUUUCCCGCCGCUAUGAUCACCCGCAAGAUCGCACCUGCAAUCGCGGCAGGGUGCUCAGUAGUGAUCAAGCCACCUAGUGAGACGCCGUUUAGUUGCAUAGCCCUUGCUAGGCUCGCAUUGCAGGCGGGGAUUCCUGGAUCAUGUCUACACGUCGUUCCCACUAAGGAUAGAGAAGCCUCGUUACAGCUGGCAACCCAUCCUAAAGUUAAGAAGCUCAGUUUCACGGGCAGCACAGGCGUGGGCAAGAUGCUGGCACGAAUGGCAACAGAGACCAUGAAAAGAGUCAGCAUGGAGUUAGGAGGUAACGCGCCAUUUAUUGUGUUUAAGGAUGCGAAUUUGGAAUUAGCGGUCGCGGGUGCGAUGGUGUCGAAAUUUCGGUCCUCAGGGCAGACUUGUGUGUGCGCAAACCGUCUCCUCAUCCACACCUCCGUCGUCGAGGAAUUCACAACAAAGCUUGUGGCUAAAGUUGAAGCACUCAAGCUCGGUUCUGGCCUCGCAGAAGACACCAGCCAAGGUCCGCUCGUCAACGCUAGCGCGGUCAAGAAGGUAGAUACUCAUGUCAAGGACGCAAUUAGUAAAGGCGGUAUUCUCCGAACCGGCGGCAAGGCGCCAGAAAACCUCAAAGGGUACUUCUACGAGCCUACUGUCAUCACAAACUGCCAUCCAGGCAUGGCCGUGGCUACCGACGAGACUUUCGGCCCUUUGGCGGCAAUCUUCCCCUUCACUACCGAAGCCGAAGCUCUCGCGCUCGCUAAUGAUACUGAGCUGGGCCUUGCAGGUUACUUCUUUAGCAAGGAUAUCGGGACUGUGAUGAGAGUAGCGGGGAAGCUGCAAGUCGGCAUGGUUGGAGUGAAUACGGGAUUGAUUAGCGCGGCGGAAGCACCAUUUGGAGGCAUAAAAGAGAGUGGCAUAGGAAGAGAGGGGAGUCGGUAUGGGUUGGCGGAGUACCAGAACUUGAAAACCGUGACGAUUGGGAAUACUCAGGAUUAAUUAGGACUAAAAGGUUAUCAUACAGCAUGUCAUGAUUAAAUAGGUA